AUGCCUUCCUAUCUUCGGCAUUUGGUCUGGGCUACCCUGGCUGCCGGCCUGGUGUCUGCGGCUCCCACCCCCUCGCGUGUUUCGGAUCUGACCAAGAAGUCGUCCUCCACCUGCACCUUUACCUCGGCUGCUAGUGCCAGUGCCAGCAAGUCCUCCUGCUCCACCAUUGUUCUCAGUGACAUUGAGGUGCCUGCAGGUAAAACACUCGAUCUGACGGACCUGAAGGACGGAACCAAGGUCAUCUUCGAAGGCACCACUACGUUCGGUUACAAAGAGUGGAGCGGUCCUCUCAUCAAGAUCUCUGGAUCCGAUAUCACCGUCGAGGCUGCCGAUGGCGCUGUAAUCAACGCUGACGGCUCUCGGUGGUGGGAUGGAGAAGGCACCAAUGGUGGCAAGACCAAGCCCAAGUUCUUCUAUGCCCACUCGUUGGACGACUCGACCAUCUCGGGCCUCUCGAUCAAGAACACCCCCGUGCAGGCUUUCAGCAUCCAGUCCGAUAAUCUCAUUAUUGAUGGGGUUACUAUUGACAAUUCGGACGGUGACGAUAAUGGCGGCCACAACACCGACGGUUUCGAUAUUAGCGAGUCCACGGGCGUUACCAUCAAGAACGCGGUUGUCAAGAACCAGGAUGACUGCAUUGCGAUCAACUCCGGCGAGAACAUCUACUUCACGGGAGGUACCUGCUCUGGUGGCCAUGGUCUCUCGAUUGGCUCCGUCGGUGGACGUGAUGAUAACACCGUGAAGAACGUAACUAUCACCGAUUCCACCGUGACCGAUUCAGCCAACGGAGUUCGCAUCAAGACCGUUUACGAUGCCACUGGCUCCGUUAGCGACGUGACUUUCUCCGACAUCACGAUCUCUGGUAUCACCGACUACGGUAUUGUGAUUGAGCAGGACUAUGAGAACGGCUCUCCGACUGGCACUCCCACCAGCGGUGUUCCCAUCACAGAUUUGACCGUCAAGGGAAUCACUGGCUCAGUGGAAUCCGACGCAGUUGAGGUGUAUAUCCUCUGUGGUGAAGAUGCCUGCAGCGACUGGACCUGGAGCGGCGUGGACAUCACCAGUGGAAAGACCAGCAGCAAGUGCGAGAAUGUCCCCUCUGGCGCGUCGUGCUAA
Molecule: messenger RNA, 1116 nt
Organism: Penicillium subrubescens
Lineage: Eukaryota; Fungi; Ascomycota; Eurotiomycetes; Eurotiales; Aspergillaceae
Product: glycoside hydrolase family 28 protein
Exons: 3
Coding region: 1-1116 (371 amino acids)
Biological process (GO): pectin catabolic process
Cellular component (GO): extracellular region
Molecular function (GO): polygalacturonase activity
Source: RefSeq, a predicted model, not a curated record